Coniophora puteana RWD-64-598 SS2 is the source of this 774-nucleotide messenger RNA. RefSeq lists its product as uncharacterized. The record is from RefSeq and is a predicted model, not a curated record. The coding region runs from base 1 to 774 and encodes 257 amino acids. The transcript has 7 exons. Lineage: Eukaryota; Fungi; Basidiomycota; Agaricomycetes; Boletales; Coniophoraceae.
AUGUUUGUGGCACAGACUCAGCCACAAUUCUAUCCUUCAAGCUUCACAGGUCAGGCUUGUCUGGGUGCAACUGAUAUAAAUUACUGCACUUACCAGAUCACAAUCACUAACGUUGCUACACAGGACAAAAAGCUGCGAUUCGGAGGGUUAUUGAUGAUCAUCUUAUUGGUCCCUAAGACAGCGGAAUCGACUACAGUUGCAAACAUACUCUUCUCUUACUUGCUCGUAUUCCGAAAACACAAAGUGACUCAAACGGAGGAAGGCGCUGUUUGCUCGCAAACGGCCUCCCAGCUUCAAAUAUGGUUUAACUUAUCCUCAACCAUUGUCCUUCUUGCCUAUGAAGCCGUCCUAUUUGUCAUGUCGCUUGUUUCUCUGGCCAAACACUUUCGAGAAGCUCACCGAGUCAACAAAGAAUCAAUGUUAAUCGACAGUAUCACAGAUGUGGUCUUGAAAGACAAUGUCCUCUACUUUUUUGUUAGUGCCUUUUUAGCAUUGACUUCAGUAUCAAUACCCGCAAUAUUUCAUUUGUCAAGCUACGCGUUUAACGUCGUGUAUUCUGGUGUCAUCGUGAUUAUCUUUUACUCGCUGUAUUUUUCGACGCUUGGCCCAUUUAUGAUACUCAGCAUCAGGGAAUACGAUGCUAGGAAAAUCGUUGGAAGCGAGUCAAGCAACGGAGAGGGACUAGCCGAAAGCUUGGAGUUGGCAACGAUACGCUCUCAGCCUGAACACGCAACGGACUAUGCUAACCAGCCGAUACGAGAUUUGGCGUUAUGA